This is a messenger RNA of Thrips palmi, 1513 nucleotides long. RefSeq lists its product as uncharacterized. Lineage: Eukaryota; Metazoa; Arthropoda; Insecta; Thysanoptera; Thripidae. The record is from RefSeq and is a predicted model, not a curated record. The transcript is spliced from 6 exons. Bases 532 to 1392 code for a protein of 286 amino acids.
CCGUUCCGGCUGGGCCCGGCGCCGCGCCUCCCUCUCGUCCCGCCGUGACGGGAACAGUGUCGUGACGGUGACAGUGCCGUGACGUCGACAGUGUUGUGACGGUGUCAAGUCCGUGACGGUGACAGUGUUGUGACGGUGACAAGUCCGUGACGGUGCCUAAACCGUGACGCUGUCAAGGCCACCAUUACGGUGUCGAGGCCUAGACGGUGACAGUGUUGUGACGGCGUCAACGCCGUGGCAACGCCGUGACAACGCCGUGACAACGCCGUGACAACGCCGUGACAACGACCUGACUCAAGAGAUUGCAUCGCCACUGGAUUAAUUUGAGGCGCCGCCUGCCGCUCCGAGCCGUCCUCGCGGCGACAGACAGUGCGUGAGUGUUAGUGCGUGUGUGUGAGAGAGAGAUAGAAAGAGAGCGUGUGUGUGCGCGCUCGCGCUAGUGCCAGUGAGCGCGUCCAUGGUCCCUGCGGCGGCGCCCGGCCCUCGACGGCGCCCCGGGCCUCCAGGAAGACAACGUUGAAGAAGGUCGCCAUGCUGUCGUCGUGCACGGUCACGCGGACCGGGUCCGUCAUGACGGCGCUCUGGAUGUGCGUCCUGGUCAUCGCCACGCUCAACGCCAAAGGCGGCGACUGCCUGAGCAAUGUCAAGCUGGCGGUCAUCCCCCCCGCCGUGCAGCUCGGCCAGUCGGUGCGGCUGGCGUGCGACUACGACCUGGACGGCGGCCGCCUCUACACCAUCAAGUUCUACCGCGGCCGCUACGAGUUCUACCGCUACACGCAGACCCCGAAGGGCCCACCGAGCACCAAGGUGUUCGCCCUGCCCUUCGCGACCGUCGACCUCAGCCACUCCAACUCCACCCAGGUGGUUCUGACCAACGUGGGCUUCCCGAUGUCCGGCAACCUGACCUGCGAGGUGACCACGGAGAACCCGGGCAUGACGAUGGCCCAGGCCGGGGCCACCAUGACCGUCGUGGCCCUGCCACGCAGCCCGCCCAGGCUGUGGACGCAGUACGAGCGCUACGAGAUCGGCGACACGCUGCUGGCCAACUGCACCGCCCCGCCCUCCACGCCGCCUUCCCAGCUCACCUUCCAGAUCAACAACCGCACCGUUCCGUCGCUGGCCAGCACCUUCUACACGGCGGCCAACCAGGAGCAGUGGAGCACGCUCAGCAUCCACGUGGCGCUGGAGCCCCGCCACUUCCGCGCCGGCCGCCUCGCCCUGCAGUGCGUCGCCUCGCUGCCCGCCGGGUUCGCCGUCAAGUCCGAGACCCGCGAGCUGGGCGUCAAGCCCGCCGAGCCCGUCCCAGAGCGAGUGACGUCCGCCUCCACCUUGCUCGUGCAGUCCCACGCCCUGCUGCUGGUCGUGCUGGCCGUGCUGGCCAUGGCCCGAUAGUUCCACUUGGGCAUCUUCGAGUGCUUGUGUCUUCGUGUGUCUGCGUCUCUGAGCGCGCGCGUGUGUGUGUGUGUGUGUGUGUGAGUGUGUGACUGACGAAGAAGAGUGAAUGCACUGCAAA